AUGUCGGCUGCAAGUAUCCAUACUGCGCCCAUUGGGCUUGGUCUUUCCCCGACCAAGUCGAAUCUCACGCAACAGAUUGAACAGAGCGAAGGCGAACGCACUCCCCGAUCCUCCAGAACAUCCUUCAAGGGCUCUCCAAAGCCACGGUCUCUCUCUGACGCUCCCAAGCCCGUUCUGUCUCCCUCGCCCGCCUUUCGAGAACCUUUGCGACGAAUCUCUAAGGAUGACUCGGCUAUUACUACUCCCACAACACCCGCUCGUCCUCCUAUACAUACUCGGGGCCUAUCCCUCCACAUGCCAUCAAAAGACGCCGCUGGAACAAGCCCAGGUCCCACGAUACCACGAAUCCCGUUAUCACCAAAGCUAGAUUCGUCCUACGUCUACGGAUCGCCCUCGUCCAUGCUCCCAAGAAGAUCACGAGGACUGGACUAUACAAGGGCGUGCACCAAUUUGCACCAUUCCACACUUGCAGAAGCGUCUCCAGAUGCCUCGCCCAUCACAGGGAGAGGGAUACAAAUACCCCAAAGGAGAAGUCUUGGGAAUACCGUACUUGACUCACCAAGCAAUCAGUCGAAUGCUUUGUGGUCAUUGUCAAACGAUAGAACAAACCUGUCUAGCUCCGUCAGCUCUGUUAACAUGAUGGGCUCUGAGUCUGAUUCCGAGUCGGAUACUUCUUCGGACGACAUGGCCAUCGACCGUGAAUUGGACGAAGCAAUAUUGAGCACCCCUGCGGCGUCAAGGCUGAACCCGGGGCCCAUGCCAGGCUGGGUGAACAGCCCCGGGAUGGAAUGGAUGAACAAUCAACCAUCUCCUGCACAAGCAAGUCUUAUGAGCUUUCAGCCCAACCUGAUGAGUUUUAGGAGAGCUCGCACGCGCAAGGGCAAAAGCCAACAUAGCUCCAGCAGCGUGAGCAUGAACAGCUCCAAGCCUUCACCGGGACCUUUGUCACCUGGCGUUCUGAAAAGCGUUGAGAACGCAGGUGGUAGUUACUUCGGAACGGGGCUCACCAAACAACAAGUCCAGUCUCGGCGCGAAAGUUUAAGUCUGGGCACCAACGAUCUCCAUCUAUCAGAUAGCGAAGACAAUAACACUGUCAGAACAAACGGGGGCCAGUCUCUUUCGGACAUGGACGGCGCAAAUGGCGACGACCCUAGAAAGGUCAUUCGCAGAGCUGUAACCCGCAGAGGCAAUUUGCUUCCCAAGACAAAAGGCUUUGCCCGAAUUCGUGCUCAGCUGUUGGAAGAAGCCGCCCCAAUCGAAAGUGAAGCGCGACGCGAGGCAGAAGUCAUUCGCCAAGUACACGAGAAUGAGCCGGCCGUCUCUCAACCAAAGUCCCCGACGAUAGCUGCCCAUCAGAACAACAACUUUGCAGCGGAGCCCAUAGAGGAGUCGAUCGAAGAUAUGAUGAUGGACAACAAAGGCCUGCUCCCCCCUGAUAGCUUUAGUCGACAGGCCGAGAGGAACUCCGCAGGCAUAGGGUUUUGGAACGGAUUUGACGAGCGGUACCGAACCCCACCACCAUCUUUGCGACCUCGCGAAAGCUCUUCCGCCAUCAGCGACGAUAUGAUGGAUACUCCUGGCUCAUCACUAGUCGACAAUCCUGCCCUGAAGCAUUUCAACCGAUCUAGAUCUAGGUCGACCACUCCCUUGGCUUCUAACCCACCUACCGCCGGAGAUGUCGCCCGACGAGUUAACAACAAGCGACGCCGUGAAGAGGACUUUGACCCGUCGUACACCAAACGCCGAGCGGUGUCCCCCGGCAUGAGUGUCCAAAGCAGUCCUAUCCUGCCACAGAGCCCUGUUCUAACAAACGACAAAGCGUGGUCUAAACUGCCACCGAAGGGAUCCGGGCAUGGCCAUGGGGAUCGCAGCAAUAGCGGGAGCAGUCAUAACGGAACGAAGAAAAUUGGUUUGCAAGGCAUGACCGAAACGAAUGAAGGCAUCAUGAGCAUGAGCAUUGACUAG
Molecule: messenger RNA, 1965 nt
Organism: Cladophialophora immunda
Lineage: Eukaryota; Fungi; Ascomycota; Eurotiomycetes; Chaetothyriales; Herpotrichiellaceae
Exons: 1
Coding region: 1-1965 (654 amino acids)
Cellular component (GO): site of double-strand break
Source: RefSeq, a predicted model, not a curated record